GGCAUGUUUUUUUUUUUUUCGGGGUAAAGCUUGAGCUCAUUUCCUGUCUGCUUCUGUGUAGGCAUCAACGCGCGCGAGGAAAAAGAAAGAGAAUAAACUUGUUUUUACGGACGAAGCUUGCCCCACACGCUAACCAGAAGGAGGAGGAAGAACCAUGGGGCAGAUUGAGUGGGCUAUGUGGGCUAAUGAACAAGCCAUCAUUAGCGCAUGGGUGAUGCUGACUGGGGGAAUCAUCGGUCUGACUGGCUUCAACAGAUGGGAGAUUGCUGCAUAUUCAGUAGCGGCAGGCAUCUUUAUCAUCCUUUUGGAAUACCCCAGGGGGAAGAGGAAGAAGGGUCAUACCAUUGAGAGACGGUACCAGCAGUACUUGACACGUGUGAUCCAUGCAUGUGGCACCAUCACCAGUAACUACUACAUCAGAUUUGUCCUCCACCUUCUAUUGUGUGUGCCUGCAGGCUUCCAACUACCGACCAUCCUGGGUGCCCUAGGUCUCUUCAUCGCUAGCAUUAUCUACUUUGUGGCUGCGUUCCACGGGGAAAAGUGGCAGCCCAUCGGCAUCGACACCAAGGGCGCAACCAGUUCUUCCAACCAGACCGUCAUCACACAGCCGCCAUCACAGCCGCCCCCGAGAGCGCCGGCCCACGUCAGGCCCAAACGCGGGGCACAGCCCGUAGAAGGCGAUCCAACCAUCCUCUAGCCUUACAGUACAUGUGUGGUCCGUGACUAGGAUAGGCAGUAGUAGCCUUCUUCGCAGUCUUGUUGUGUUGAGCGUAGGCGUUAUUUUUGUGAGCGAC
Molecule: messenger RNA, 794 nt
Organism: Branchiostoma belcheri (Belcher's lancelet)
Lineage: Eukaryota; Metazoa; Chordata; Leptocardii; Amphioxiformes; Branchiostomatidae
Product: cytochrome b-245 light chain-like
Exons: 6
Coding region: 155-697 (180 amino acids)
Biological process (GO): superoxide anion generation
Cellular component (GO): NADPH oxidase complex
Molecular function (GO): heme binding
Source: RefSeq, a predicted model, not a curated record